AUUACUCAUUCGAGCUCACGCAAAUCAAACAAGACAUUGCGCGUUCUCAGUUCUUCAAGAGGAGAGAGAGAGGAGAUGCGCUUGACGACUCUACCGACACAUUAAAACUUACAAUCAGCACAAAUGACCAGACCAAACAUUUUUGUCCCAUGGGCAGGGAAAGAAGUACUUUUCCACAUGUCUAAAUGAUUCAGAAGUGAGUUGGAUUUCACAAUAAGGAAGUAAAAUGGGAAAGCAACGCUUAAAAUCUCAUGAAUGGUUGUCCGCAGAGGGUCUUUUGAGUUUGUGUGAUCUUCAGCACUGAGCUCGAUGUCUUCUGAAUGUACGUGGUCGGUCCCCGUCAUGUUGUGCUUCAUCCUGGCUGCAGGUGCGCAUGGAGGACCUUUGUGCACUGUAAAGUCGAGCGCAGGCAAAGAAGUCCUCUUAGGUUCCAAUUUCACAAUCUCCUGCACCUUCAACAAGGAAUGCACCAAACAAAUUUUUCAGAAUAUGGAACAAAUUAGUUAUGAACAAUUUCCCAAAUCAAGUGUGGUGUCUGUUAAGAAUCUAACAGAGUUCAGCGUCUUCGUCUGCAAGUGUAAGGAGAACCCAGAGCCAUGUGGGAUUGACAUCACUCCAGGAUACCCUCCAGAUAUUCCACAAAAUCUGACGUGCAUUCGAAAAACAGAAUUUGGCAAUGUCAGCUGCACUUGGACAACAGGAAGGGAUACCAAAAUCAAGACCACAUGUCAGUUACGGGUUCAAGGUGACCCGCACCUCAGCUAUGAGAGUUUUAUGCUCUCUACAGGACUUUGUUUGUCCACAUUCCCCAUCGAAAGCUCAAAAAUGUCACAGCUUGUCGUGUCACUCAAUGUCUCUAAUAGUCUGGGUUCAAAAACCUCAGGUCCCCACACCUUCACCCUCAGAAAUAUAGUAAAACCCUCAAUACCUCAAAUCAGUCAUGUGAACUGCUCAUCCCAAUGGUGCCACCUACACACAGACAAUCACAGCAUGGACUUGUUUGAAGUCCAAUACAGAGCAGUAAAUGGGAUCUGGAAAACAUUUGAGACUAGUACCAAGAUGAAUUGGAAUAUUACCUCACUGCAGCCAGAUACCAAGUACAAGUUCAAGAUCAGGAGGAAAAUAUACCAUAGAGUAGGUUUGUGGAGUGACUGGAGUCAAGAAAAGGAAACCAUAACUGAAGAGGAAGCUCCUGUAAAGGAGCUUGACGUCUGGUACCUCCAAGAACCGAAAACUUUGCAGUCUGGAAACAAGUGUUUCCACAUAUUUUGGAAGGAACUGAAUAUAUCAGAUGCCAAGGGGAAGAUUCUGAAGUAUAAUAUAAGUGUUCUGGAGCAGAAGAGCAACUCAAAGAGCCCAAUUCCACCCAGAAAAAAAAAUUACAUAUGCUGUUCUAACUGUUCUGUGUCAGUGUCUGCAGUUAACUCAAAGGGUCAAUCUCCUGCAAAAUUUACUGAGCUGCAUUCUCCAGGCUUUGCUUCAGGUUUCCUGCCACAGCCACACAAACUAUUAAAUAAUCAUAGCGUUGCCCUCUCCUGGCAGAGACCUGCCAUUGCAGACCAAAAAACUGAGUAUGUGGUGCAUUGGUAUCCAGUUGGAUACAUUGAGAGGAUUCAGUGGAUUCGAGUACUGAAUACCACAGCUAACAUUACAGGUCUCCAGCCUCAUCAGUGCUAUCAGGGUGCAGUCACUGCUCUGCAAACAUCUGGUCCCAUAAUGGCACACAUUAGAGGCAUCUCCACAUGGCAGUCAGCUCCAGAACAAGGUCCAGUUCCUCAACCACUCUUGAAGAAUACUGAGAGCUUGCAGGUGAAAUGGUCUGAAAUCCCUCAAGAGAAGAGAAGAGGCUGUUUGAAAAAAUACACCAUCUACUUGUGGAACAAGUUAACGAGAGAUACUCAAACUUACAGUGUGGACUAUCCAAAGAAACAGUAUACUAUUAGUGGUCUGUCACCAGGACAGUGUUAUAAUCUGUGGGUCACAGCCUGGACAGAUGCUGGGGAGGGACCCAGAGGAAGUGAUCUCCCAUUCUGCACACCAACAGACGCUGAGAAACUAUUGUCCCAUGUGAUCUUGGCUGGUGGAGCAGUACUUUUGGCCUGCUUAAUCCUCUUGUGCAUCUGUCAGUUCUCCUCUGUGCAGAAAAGAUGCUUAAGUUGUUGCCAGUGUCUGCUGCCUACAGUUAUUCCAGAUCCAGCAAACAGCAAUUGUGCAAAGACGUACACUGAUGACCAGGGUGAAAUUAAAUUCUAUCUUCACAAAUAUGACCCCAGUGUGAGUGAGGAUCCCGAAAACGUAGAGGUGGAGGAAGUUCCCUACCCCAGCUUCCCUUGCACCUACAUCAAAAGCUUCUCUCAGGAGUCCAGUUCCUCUGAUGCCACCCAAAGCACCAGGACCACAGACUACACAGAUGACUACAUCUCCACUCAUGGCGCAAUAAGUGGAGGAGAAGAGGAAGAGGACCAGGAAGAAGAGGCGUGUUUGGAUGAAUUUGAAUUCUUCCCAAGCACUCAAAGCCCUUUCCUGGAACCGCUGGUUUUAACUGGAGGAAAGUUGACACUGGAUGCAGUGAAAAUAGACUGCAGUGAAUUUCUGGAUUGCACAUGAUCCUCCACAGGCAUUAAAAUUUGACCUGACUGUGACUGUACUAUGGAUGCUGAAAAAUAAUCAUGGACAUCCCAAAGAUAAUUUGUCAGUCAAAAGGACAAACUUUAUCUUUAAACAACUUACUCUGAAUCCCAGCCAUAUCUGCAAGCAGCUCAAGCUCAUGCUGUAAUGGAAGUAGCAACAGAUCUUUUCUUCUAUAUUGUGACAUACAUCAGAGUGAAAUGGAUUAACGAAAAAAGGGUGAAAAAAGAUGGGCAGGGACUUGCUUCUAUCUCUCUGUUGUUGAUUGGAUGGAGGCAGAUCUGAAUGUGAGCUUACAGUCAACUGUAAGAAAGGGGUGGGGUUUAAACAGACCAAAUGAUUGGAAGUCUGGCAUACGUUACAAGAGAGAAGUUUGGCAUUUCACCGGAAGAUCGAAUUAUAUUUUAAUUAAAAAUUGUGGUCAAAAAAAUAAAACAAAAUAGAUGAAUCAUUCACAAUAAGACCAAUAACAUGCAUUUAGAAAAUAGAUGUUCAUUUCAUGCCUACUUUAAAAGCUUGUAUGGUUGUGUUGUGGCAGGAUGUGGCAGUGUAGGCCUCUUGGGACAUGACAGAAGGUUGAAACAAAAGUAAGGUUAACUUCAUAUCCUUUUCAGCACACAUGGUUUGCCUCAGGUACUUAUCUCUGAAAUGCAGAUGAUCUAACAGACUGGUAACAGCCAAUCAAGAGUAUGGAUACUUAAUGAAUGUACGUUGAAAAGGUUUUUAGGACAUAUUCUACAGAUUUGUUCUUUCCACUAAACACUCAGCAGCUGACCAACACUAACCCUUCACUUUAACUUUUAAACUGUUUCACAAUACAGUAAUCAAGAAAACAUUGCACAAGCAUCAAUAUCAUGGGAGACUCAGUACUCAUAUCUACAACUUACUCUAACACAAGAUGUUUGACCAAUUACACAAAUAAUACAUUGUCAUCAUAUCAGUUUUUCACCAGCUCAACUGAAUACUGUCCUAAUGUAAUGUUUUAAAUUGCAUGUACUGUAAACCUUUAAUGUCAAUGCAUCAAAGACAAAAACAAACAAAACAAAAAAAAAAUUUGAAAA
Ctenopharyngodon idella (grass carp) is the source of this 3689-nucleotide messenger RNA. It is a transcript of the gene il12rb2, whose product is annotated as interleukin 12 receptor, beta 2a. The transcript is spliced from 16 exons. Gene Ontology annotation, molecular function: cytokine binding; cytokine receptor activity. The coding region runs from base 310 to 2607 and encodes 765 amino acids. Gene Ontology annotation, cellular component: external side of plasma membrane; membrane; signaling receptor complex. NCBI's taxonomy places the organism in Eukaryota, Metazoa, Chordata, Actinopteri, Cypriniformes, Xenocyprididae. The record is from RefSeq and is a predicted model, not a curated record. Gene Ontology annotation, biological process: cytokine-mediated signaling pathway.